Cheilinus undulatus (humphead wrasse) is the source of this 11444-nucleotide messenger RNA. It is a transcript of the gene hdac4, whose product is annotated as histone deacetylase 4. Gene Ontology annotation, biological process: negative regulation of transcription by RNA polymerase II; chromatin organization. The coding region runs from base 355 to 3696 and encodes 1113 amino acids. Gene Ontology annotation, cellular component: histone deacetylase complex. Gene Ontology annotation, molecular function: histone deacetylase activity. The record is from RefSeq and is a predicted model, not a curated record. NCBI's taxonomy places the organism in Eukaryota, Metazoa, Chordata, Actinopteri, Labriformes, Labridae. The transcript has 28 exons.
GCUGUUGGCUCAAUGAUUUUUUACUGUACCGACGGGUCCUAAAACCCUGCUGUGUGGAUGCUCGAGGAGUCUGGGAGAAAGACAGCCAUUUGAGGGCAAAUUUGAGCCGUUCUGUUUGAUGGAAGAGCUCCUGCUAUAACUCACCGCUGAGGUUUCCACCUGUGGCUCAGAGUGAUGAAGGCUUAAGAAACAACUCCUCUCUGUCCCUCCUCGGUCCGACGCCUUCACCUGGCAGCAGAGACUUGGCAGGGAAGCACAUGGUGGUCUCUCCAGUCACCACGGAGGUGCACUGACACCCUCACCACUCACCUCGCCUUCCUCCAUCGAGUCUGCCAGGCAACAACAGCCACAACAAUGAGCUCUCACACACGAACAGGUAGCUUGGCCAGCAAGGAGCAGCCUCUGGAGCUUCUUAAACCAGCUUCAAACAACCAUUUUGUGGACGUGAGCUCGGCAGCACUGCCCAUGCAGGUGCCCCCCUCAACCACUGCCAUCCUUCCCAUGGACCUGCGCGUAGUGGACCACCAUCACCACCACCAGCAGCCCCCAUUUGGCCUGGUUCCCCAACCUCAUCCCACACCGCCCACCUCCACGCCGUGUACAACAUCCUCUGAGCCAGGCCGAGGACCAGUUAUCGGUCAUCCGGAGCAGCAGCUGCAGCAGGAGCUGGUGGCUCUAAAACACAAGCAGCAGCUCCAGAGGCAGCUACUGAUCGCCGAGUUCCAGAGGCAGCAUGAACAGCUGUCUAGACAACAUGAAGUCCAGCUGCAGGAACAUAUCAAGCACCAACAGGAUCUACUGGCACUCAAGCACCAACAGGAGCUGCUGGAGCACCAGAGGAAGAUGGAGCAGCAGCGUCAUGAGCAGGAGCUGGAGAAGCAGCAGCGGGAAUUCAAACUACAACAGCUGAAAAACAAGGAAAGAGGACAAGAGAGUGCCGUCGCCAGCACAGAGGUUAAGAUGCGACUGCAGGAGUUCGUCCUGAACAAGAAGAAAGCGCUGGCUCAGCGAAACCUAAACCACUGUCUGCCCAGCGACCCGCGCUAUUGGUAUGGAAAAACCCAGCACAGCUCUUUGGACCAGAGCUCUCCUCCCCAAACAGCCCUGUCAGCGUACAACCACCCCAUGCUGGGCACAUACGAUGCAAAAGAUGACUUUCCUCUCCGUAAAACAGCCUCUGAGCCCAACCUGAAGCUACGUUCCCGGCUAAAGCAGAAAGUGACAGAACGCCGUAGCAGUCCUCUGCUCAGAAGGAAAGAUGGACCCAUCACUACAGCCAAGAAGCGGUCCUUAGACGUAGCUGAGUCUGCAUGCAACAGUGCACCAGGCUCAGGUCCCAGCUCCCCGAACAACAGCUCCAGUAACAUCCCCAGUGAGAAUGGAGUCACCAUCUCAGGCAGCCCAGGAGAGGCAUCCCUGCUUCAGAGGCUGGCAGCAAGAGAAGGUUCAAUCAGCCAGCUCUCGCUCUACACAUCCCCUUCUCUGCCCAACAUCACCUUGGGACUGCCAGCCACAGGCCCUGCUAGCACUUUGGUAUCAGGGCACCAAGAUGGCGAGAGUCGCCUGGCGUUGCCUGCGUUGCAACAGGGCAUUCCCCUGACUGCUCCAUUCCUGCCCGCUGCACACCUGCCCCCGUAUUUGGCAUCCACUGCUCUAGAAAGGGAGGGGGCUGGAGGGGGCACAGCUGGUCACAACCCCCUUCUCCAACACAUGGUGCUGCUGGAGCAAGGCCACAAUCCAAUGGUUGGUCUGGGUGGCCUUCCACUGCCAUCACCUGCAGUCUCUAAACUUGCACGGGGCCACCGUCCCCUGGGGAGAACCCAGUCAGCCCCUCUGCCCCAGCAGCAGUGCGGGCAGGCACAGGCCCUGCAGCAGCUGGUGGUCCAGCAGCAGCACCAGCAGUUCCUGGAGAAACACAAACAACAGUUCCAACAGCAGCAGCAGCAACACAUCAUCAACAAGAUCAUGUCCAAGCCCGGGGAUCAGGUCUCAGCUGCUUCCUCUGGCCCCUCAGGACCUGCCCGGCAGCACCAGAGUCACCCAGAAGAGACAGAAGAGGAACUCAGGGAGCACCAGGGGCUCUCCUCUUCAUCCUCGUCCUCCUCCUCUACAUCUGUGCCAGAGACGGGGCCUCUGCGAGGGCUGGUCAUCAAGCAGGAGCCCCCAGAUCCCCAAGAGCACGAAGACAGGGAGCAAAGGGAGAGGCAGGCUGAACAAGACUUCUUGUUCCGGCAGCAGGCUCUGCUGUUAGAGCAGCAGCGGAUCCACCAGUUAAGGAACUACCAAGCAUCGAUGGAAGCCGCCGGGUUAUCGGUCAGCUUUGCUGGGCACCGCCCCCUCUCCAGGGCUCAGUCAUCUCCAGCCUCGGCGUCCUUCCCUCUGGUGGUACAGGAGCCGCCUGCCAAGCCUCGAUUUACCACAGGGCUGGUGUAUGACUCAUUGAUGCAGAAGCACCAGUGUAUGUGUGGUAACACCACCAGUCACCCAGAACACGCAGGACGAAUUCAGAGUAUCUGGUCAAGACUACAGGAAACCGGUCUCCGGGCGCACUGUGAGUGUAUCCGAGGGAGAAAAGCCUCACUGGAGGAGUUACAGACAGUCCACUCUGAAGCCCACGUCCUGCUGUAUGGAACCAACCCACUGAGGCAGAAACUUGACUGUUCAGUGAGCCCCAUGUUUGUGAGGUUACCGUGCGGAGGAAUUGGGGUGGACAGUGACACUAUUUGGAAUGAAGUCCAUUCAUCCAGCGCAGCUCGUCUGGCCGUCGGCUCCGUGGUGGAGCUCGUCUUCAAAGUAGCAUCUGGAGAACUGAAGAAUGGUUUUGCUGUAGUUCGACCACCAGGACACCAUGCAGAGGAGAGCACACCAAUGGGUUUCUGUUACUUUAACUCAGUCGCCAUAGCCGUCAAGCUCCUGCAGCAGAGGCUCAAUGUCAGCAAAAUCCUCAUUGUAGACUGGGAUGUUCAUCAUGGUAAUGGCACGCAGCAGGCCUUCUACACAGACCCUAGUGUCCUCUACCUGUCUCUGCACCGCUACGAUGAUGGGAACUUCUUUCCUGGCAGUGGAGCUCCUGAUGAGGUGGGAAGUGGAGCAGGUGUAGGCUUCAAUGUGAACAUGGCCUUUACUGGUGGACUGGAACCUCCCAUGGGGGAUGCAGAAUACCUGGCUGCUUUUAGGACGGUGGUUAUGCCUAUCGCCAAUGAGUUUGCCCCAGACAUGGUUCUGGUCUCUUCAGGCUUCGAUGCAGUAGACGGACACGCUCCACCCUUGGGAGGAUACAAACUGACAGCCAAAUGCUUUGGCUACCUGACUCGGCAACUGAUGGGUCUGGCAGGCGGUCGGUUGGUGCUUGCCCUGGAGGGGGGUCACGACCUCACUGCCAUAUGCGAUGCCUCUGAAGCCUGCGUCUCCGCUCUGCUCGGCAAUGAGUUGGACCCCAUUCCUGACGAAGUGCUGCAGCAGAGACCGAAUGCCAACGCUGUCCGCUCAAUGGAGAAAGUCAUUGAAGUUCAAGGUAAAUACUGGCGCUCGCUGCAGCGAUCUGCCUCCACGCUCGGUUGCUCAUUGAGUGAAGCCCUCCGUCGUGACGCAGAUGAAGCUGAGACUGUCACCGCUAUGGCCUCUCUUUCUGUCGCCAACAAGCACAUCGGGAAGAGGACUGAAGAGGAACCAAUGGAAGAAGAUGCGACCAUGUAAGGAAACAUCCCUAGACUCUGACCACUCAGACCAGUCUCCAUCCUGACAGUGUCCUCAUCCAAACAGUGUCAACUCUAUUGACAACCUGCAGAAAGUCUCACCACUGCCAUAUCUAGCAGACAUUUUACUGCAGAGUGAGAUCAAAGCAGCUAAAGCUGACAAAAGAGACGCACAAUGGAAAUGGAACGCUGAAGAUGAGCGAUGCAUUCACUGAUCAGCGGUGCACAGACUGAUCAGCAUCAAUGUGUUUCUCCUACAAAAGAGGAUUGACUCAGCCAUCCAUCAGUGACGACCUUUAGUGCCAGUGCUUUUUCAAAACACUACACAACAUGAACUUUUUCAAUGCCAGUCAGAGCUACACAGACUUAAUGGCAGUUACUUUUAUUUCUUAUUACUCUGAUUUGUCUGUGCUUUCACUUUCAUCAAAAAACCACCAGAGCCAAUGUGAUUGUGGCACUACAGAUGACUUUUUUUAGCUCUUAAAAGAAGUCCUGGACAGAACUAAGGGAUUGGAAAUGUGCAGUUUUCAAGCAUUGUUGAAGAUUACUGAGAGGAAAAGUCAGCAAGUGUUCUGAUCCCAAAAUGAUUGACACAAGAAGACUGAGCGUUUGUGCCUUUUUUCCCAAAACCUGGUGGAUUCUGUUGAACUCUACAGAAAGAGCGUUGCCUUAAAAAAAACAGGUUUGGGAAUGAGGCGUUUUCUCCCCAACCCCUAAAACAUUUGUACCCUGGCGAGACAUCCGAUGCCUGCAUGUUGUCGGCACAUACACUGGAGGACCUUGGCAUGUUUACCUAUAGCUAUCUGUCUCUCCCUGUACUUCUGUCUGUCCUUUUUUUCCCCUUCAUUUUCAAUCAUCUCUGUUCAGAGGGUAGUUCCCAAACAAACAUAAGAGGUGGUUCAUUUAAAAUGGAAACUAAAAGUAGGUUUAGUGCAAUUGUGUGCAAAGAUCUUUCAUUUUGACAGUGUGAAUCAGAUUCUUGCACACUUAACAUAAGACUUUAUCAACACAGCAGGCUUUAGAAAAGUGCACAAACUUCACUGACAACUGAGUCUACACAUUUUAGAACCACAUUUGGAAGUACUGCUCUUGUUUGGAUCAUAUUUUGUUUGUUGCAUAGAGGCUGUGUGCAUCUUUUCCAUCCCUUCCUGCCACAACAGCUCAUGACAAAACUACAGGACGCUUGACAAAAUACUGUAGAAAAAAUCCUCUGGAAAGCCAACACAUCUCAGUAUUUCAAACAAAAGAUAACACAGCUGACAGGGACUGGGAGAGGUUGCAGACAUUGCUUCUUAAUGCUCCACCCUGUCUGCAGACCUGAUGGAAAAGGCAUCCUAAGACCAGAGUUAGCACGAAUCCUACUUGAACUACAGGACCCUUAAAAUGAAAUUCCUAUUACCACUGAAGAGACCCAAAGGGUAGAGAAGUUUCAGUACAGCGGCUGAAUCCCAGUCUCUUGGGUUGCAGAUUAAUGAGGCAUACACAGAAAUCAAUCACAUGUGGGCCAAUUUGUUGAGCCAGCCCUCUCUCCAGGACAACUGUGUCUCUGUGGUUACGAUGACCAUGCCACCUGGGAUUUUCCAAAGGGGUGUUCCAGGGCCGCACAGACUACCACAGCUGGUUUAACAUCUUUAGCCUCUUGUUAAGCACAUCUGCUGCCCAAAUGUAAGGUGCCGUGAUGCAGGUGUGUCCACAUCUGUUCUCAUACUGUUACAGCACAAGCUGCCCUUUAUAAAUAUUCAAGUGUAUACAUAUCCUUUACAGUUAUUGUUCAUUUUGAUUUAUGACAACCUACUCUGCUGCUCAGACCAACACAUGCAUAGUUAACUUUGCAGUCAGUAGCAAAUGUAGCUUAGAUUCUGCUUUUUAUCAGCAUUACAAGUCUGAUCACCUUCAAACUGGUUAUGGAUAUCUGAACAUUACCUCUUUAUAUGGAAGAGGACUAAACUUGUAUUGGCACAGGACCUCUGACAAUUUUGUAUUGUAUGGCUGGCCACACACUAGAUGAUUUCCAUAUCUUAAAUGAUUAAAACAGUUUUUCAUCUUAAAUUCUCUGCAUGCACUCAGCCAGACAGUCAGACCACUGGAGACCACUCACCUGGUGGGCUGCCAUCAACCCCACAGUGACAGAAUCCCCAUACACUGGAUUUCACAGAACCUCGCAUGAUCAAACGUUACUCCAGAAUAAAAGAUUAAGAUGGAUGAUUUGCAGUUGAAAUCAUAAAACAAGGAGAAGAAUCAGGAUGGAAUCCUGGCUGGAAUGAAGGUACAGUUGUGGUUAUGUUGCUGUGAAAAUACUAACAUCUGGCUGGUGAAGCCGCCCAGUCUUCUUGCUCUAAUUAGUUGUUUCAACAUAGAUUCGUCAACAUCAAAUGUGUUUGACAAUCAUUAUUUAGGGUCUGGGAAGCCUCGAUCCAUGGUGUGUUAAGUUAUUCAGACAAAUAAGGGUGCUUUAACACUAGGCCCAGUUGUUUCGAACUGUACCGUGGUGCAGCGCGAUUCCUCCCCCUCCCCCUUCAACCCACUGGUUUGCUUUCACACUAUUAACAUCAAUUCGUGCCCGGGCCCACUUGCAUAUGUACUCAGUUUCAUACAGCGGGUGGUGGUAUUCAGGUAGCUGGUGUACAAACCCACCUAGGAGGAGAAAGAAGAAGAGGCUACCAUGGCAACCACUUGGGUCAUGGCCUGAGCAAAGAUUGUUUUAACCCGGCAAAAAGUCCAGGUUUUUAAAAUCACUUUUUAAGAUGCCAGCAAUGUACCUCUUUGUAUCUACACAUCUACAGCAUGUGCAGAUCAGUGGAUUAAAUGGGCUCGCGCUGCACAGAGUCAUAACAGACCGUUUGUUGACUUGAUUAUGAUGAUUUCUACCGUUUUUUCACCUUUGUGGAAAAAUUUAAACAAACUGCCAUGCCCGGAAAAGAAGGUUAGUUUUUACGAUGUCAUAUAGCUGAUAAGACACUCUGUUUGCAUUCACAUCUCAUCCGAACUUGCCAAAUAUACUUGAACCACACCCGAGACCACCUCUAAGUGUGCCUUGUGCCCAUGCGCAGUUCAUUUGCAUACACAUUGACUAAAAUUAAGCGGACUUUGGGCUCAAGUGCAGUCAGAUCCAGGACUGGUCCCCUCAUGUGAAAGUCACCUAAUUGUUUGCAACGAGCCUCUUCUUGGGAUACACUCCAGCAAUUAUCGGGGGAGAAUCAGGUCGUAGAUCGGCUUAAAAUCAUGUCGUGUGUGGCCAGCCUAAGACAAUUACAUCACGGAAGAGAGAAGUUUUGCAGACAUGCCGGAUAAAAGGAGUUAAUGGAAUUCUGGUGCUCUGUAAAGAGGUAAUCCUGUGUGAAUAGUGCUUAAGAUAUAAUGUAGUUUCUUACAUUUUACUUACAGAGAAACACCAUCCACUGGCCUUGAAGUGAAAUUUUUACUUUGUUAUUUUAACACCAUAAUUAGUGCUGGAUUUUUUCUGUAACCAUCUUUCCAGCUAGAGUUCUGCCCCUGGGAACUACCAUCUCCCUUUUUUCCUCUUAAAACAAAUCACCUUUAUUGUAUUUUCCAGUAAACAGGAAGCAGCGCGCUGUGAUGUUUACUGUUGUUUACUGUACAUAGGGCGUCAGACUCCUGAGUAUCCCUGGUUUUCUAUGACUACUUUUUUCUGUUUUCCUCUCUUUUGCUCCUCUUUCCUUUUCUGUCGUCCUGUCAGUGGACUCCAGUGACUUGUAUUUGUACAUUUUAAAUGUUUUCCUGUAGUUUUGUCCACAGUCCCCCUCUUCUGUUACAUUGUAAAGCUGACAAACUUCACCGCCGGUGAGGGUUCAGAUUCUGUUUUAGUGGACAUGACAUGACUUUGUGUUCUGGGUCAUUGUGGGAGGGUUGGGAUGCAAAUGUUUUUACUUUGUAAAUUGACAGACAAUUGUGUAUUUACUGUAUGUUCAUAGUAGAUUUAUAUAUAAAAAGAAAUGAGUAUAUUAUAUAUAUCUAUACAUAAUGAAAUAUUAUGAUCUUGUUUUUGAAGUUGGUAUUGAAAAUGAAACUUUUCAUGCAUCUUACAGACAAUUUUCCCUUGUUUAGGUGUCGCUGAAGGCACCAUGCGCUGUCCUCAGUUUAAUUUUGAGUAGCAUUUCAAUGGCUGUCUUUUUCUCUCUGUCAACGAGUAGCUUUCAGCUUUCAUCCUCGCUACUAUCAUAAGUUAUUAUUUAGCCGUAGCCCUCUCCUCAGACUCAUGGUUCAUGUGCGCUUUUAUACAUUCCUGGGCUUCUUUUUCAUGUUUGUAGAAAUUUCAGGGACACCAAUGUCAUAAGAGACUUAAAUUCAAAGUUUGGACACUACAUAUCACAGAUAUAGCCAAAGUAGAGGCUAAUUUCUUCCUCUUUACAGGGUUUACAAGUUCAUCCUCUUAUAACAACAAGAGCGGGAGGGGUAGAUUUGGCCCUACGUUAAAUCACUCUUAUUGGCCCUGCUUAUUAUCAUCACUUAUGGCCUUAUCUAGGCAAAUGUUCUUAGUUUUAAUUAAAAAUCAACAUUCCUUCAAAUAAAUCCAGCUCACAUUUAUAAGAUCCUGCAUUAACUAAAAGCUGCCUGCAUGUUUCAGGGUGGUCUGUUUUUAGCUAGACUUCACCAAGGAGGGCACAGGUAUCAGCACACGAUAUCAUAACUCCAAUCCUGGUUUCUCUUGGACCAAUGUCAAACAGGAAUAUACAUUCACUGACCACUUCAUUAGGUACACCUGUUCAUUAUCGCAAAUAUCUAAGCUACUAAAAGAUACAGGCAUGAUGAUGUGCCUGAGCACGUUUCCCCCAUGCAUGCAUAGGUUCUCUCUGGGUACUCCAGCUUCAUCCCACAGACCAAAAACAUGCUCGCUAGAUGAAUUGCUGACUAAAUCGUCUGUAUGUGUUAGUGGGGGCAUGCUUGGUUUUUUGUCUCCGUUUAUCAGUGGUGCGAUUGACUGCCGAUGAGUCCAGGGUGAACCUGCCUCUUGCUCAGUGACAGCAGGGAUAGACUCCAGCCCCACUGGACCCUGAAUGGGAUAAGUGGUGUAGAAGAUGGAUGGAUAGACAUGGUCCAGGCGGUCUGCUGACGUUCAAACACAGCAAUGGGGAAAGGUGAUUCCAGAAACUCUGAACGUGCCAUGGUUGUUGGUGUUUUGUCAGACUUUUAUAUUGUUUAUGCUAACUUCUGACCCUUCUAUUUGGAUGUUGCAGCAGAUAUUGAAACUUCAAAGACCAGGCAGCAUUUUUCCAGUCAGCUGUAGCCCACUUUUGGAGAGCUAUGUGAGUUGCAGCCCUAUUAUCCUGUUCUUAUAGAAGGAAAUGGCACUCAAUGUCUCUUGAUGCUGUAGCCCAUCUGCUUUAAAAUUUGAUGGGUUGUACAUUUGAAGAAGCUCUGACGUAAACCUCAUUUUUAAUGGAGAUUAUUUGAGUUAUUGUCUUUCUGUCAGCUCAGACCUCUGGCCUUGACUGGACAUUCUGGCUGAGAGAAUUGACUUUUUCUCUUAUUCAGGCCAUUUUUUUACAUCAUAGAGACGGUUGUGCAAGUUGAAGUUGUUGUGCAUACAGGAGUUUAAGCAUUUUCAAGAUGAAAACUAUUACCAGCACUACUAAUUCACAGUUUAAGAAAAAAAACAACAAAAUACAUAAAGACUUUACAACAAAUAUCACUACUUAAAUCAAGUUCUGAUGAAGUACUUCAAAGACGCCCACUCUAAAAUUAUAAAUACCCUCCUAAGUUCAAUUGCAUCAUCUUGGGCUAGUUUCGGUGUGAAGUGCUACAGCUAGAGGUACAAGAGCAGCAUUUUAUUCUACACUUAGGUGCAAUAAACUGACUGUCAGAGUGUGGAGACUGAACUACGAACUCAAAGGAGAUCAAACCAGCUCAUGUGGCACCUACAACCAUGGCACAUCCUUUCUUCCUCUUUUGGGGUUUCUAUUUAAACUUCAGCAGAUCCUUACUUCUUUCUUGAUUGUCCAAUAAAAGGACAGGGCAAUACAUGUGCAUGUGAAAUGCAGAAAUGCAAAGGUUGGACAAAAGAAACCCCAAAGGGCUUAUAAGAGGGUCCCACCAAACAGUAAACAUUUGAGAGGCCCUGUUUGCACAAAAAGCAAACUUGUAUACUCAAGUAAAGUCUAAAAGCAGAAAGAUAAUACAAUUUACAGGAAAACAACACACUUUAAAUACACCUUGUCUUCAUGCCUAAAUGCACAGAUUGCUGCCUUGUGAAAUGCUGAUUACAUGUUUACAGUAAUAAGCAGCUAAACAGGUGUACCUAAUGAAGUGGUAGGUGAGCGAUGCUGUCAUUUUCGUCAGACUUUCAAAAUUGAUCAUUUUAUUUUGACUCUGUGUAACCAGCUUCCACUGGCAGAGCGAUGUUUCAGAAGCCCUUUUAACUUCUACCACUGGAUCACGCCAGUUGCAUCAUUUUCUGUGGCUUUUGCAGAUCACCACACACUUCAAUUUUCUGCUUCAGCUUUGCAAAUUUAAAGGCAGAAUAGAAAGAGUCAGUUUGAGUUUGUGCGAGCUGUAGAUUGUGCACCUUUUGACACAAGGAAAAAUUAUGGUCUAAAGAUUAAUGUAGGAUGCUGGUUGUAUAAGUACGGUUAAGCCAGGAUGGUAUUUAUGUUUCUAUUUGAGAGGCACUUUCUCCUGUAUGUUCUCUGCUUUGAAAUGAUUUGUUUCCAUUCAUACAGAGGCAUUUGUGGUUGGAAUAUGAACAUGUAUACAGUCAAGCUAUCCUGACUCUUACCUUUCCUUGGAUACACUGACUUUUCUCUGCAUGUAAACACACUUGAUGAGAUGCGUUUCAGUAACCGAGCCCAGAACAUUCCCAGAACCCUUUGCAAAGCAGUGCCAGUCAUGGGGCUUCAACUUCUGACUGCUUUGGUUUCUCCAAAGCUGCCAACAAUAGCACUGUCUGACUCCUCUGGCUGUCUGUCUUCACUGUUAGUCUUAACACAAUGUCCAGUAACAUAAAAACAUUCCAUUAAGUUAUAAUUUCCAUUUAUUAGCAGAGGGCAUAUCUCUUUGUCUGAGCACUGAGUCGGUUCCAGUCAGGUCCGAGAACUGUCUGUUUAUUUAGGUGGCCUGGUCUGACUCCACUCCACUCCUCUUUUUCUCUCUGCAUGAUCUGCGUGUCCGCAUGCACUGCCUACCUGUCCGUCUGUCUGUCUCAAACCACAAAACAGCACAAGGGAUCAAGCACUGAAGGACAUCAGUACUUUCACUGUAUCCAAACUGUCUUCUCUCUUUUACUGCUUGUUUGUCUCUGAUGGGGGUUUCAUGAUGUUGUUCUACCCGUAGGAUAACAAAUCAACAAACCUGGAAGUGGAUUUUUCACACAAAUGGGGGAAACAUAUCCAGCACUUGUAACACAGACAGUAGAUUUUAUGUAUUUAUGUAGAAACAGACUCUUUUAGGGGGAUGCUUUGUAAACUGCAACAACAGAAUGGACUAUCAUUUCUUUACACCAGGCAAGAUGUGACCUCAGUGGACUGUUUGAAGACACUUUUCUUCUGCGUCACAUCUGGACUAAUCAAAGGGCUCCAUCCAGACGCCUGGUCCCUGCUACGGUUGUCCAUUCCACUUCUAAAAGCCAGUUAAUGCUAAGACCACUGUGGUUCAAAACAAACAGUUCUAGGUUUACAUAUAUGUAUAAAAUGCAUAUUCUUUUUUAUCGGUUAUGUUUUUGACUUGUUCCACCAUUGUUACAGAAAUAGUACAUUUUUCUGGGGAACCUUUGCUCUAACAUGUUGUCUUUGACAU